AUGGCUGAUGUGAACAAAAGUCCAAAAUCAGCCCUUUUACAGCUGUCUGACCACCUGAUGGAGGGUUAUAAAAAGGGGGUGAGACCAGUGCAAGAUUGGAGACAGACCACUACCGUUUAUAUAGAUGUCAUGGUAUAUGCAAUUCUUGGAGUGGAUGAAAAGAACCAAGUGCUAACAACCUACAUUUGGUACAGACAGUUUUGGGUGGAUGAAUUUCUUACCUGGGAUCCUAAAGAGUUUGAAAAUGUCUCCCAAAUUUCUAUUCCAACAGAGAAGAUCUGGGUACCAGAUAUACUUAUUAAUGAGUUUGUGGAUGUAGGAAAAUCCCCAGAUAUCCCCUACGUUUAUGUGAACCAUGAAGGAAGAGUACAAAACUACAAGCCCAUCCAAGUAGUGACAGCCUGCAGCCUUAAUAUCUACAACUUCCCUUUUGAUGUACAGAAUUGCUCUCUCACUUUCACAAGCUGGCUGCACACAAUAAAGGACAUCAACGUAUCACUUUGGAGAACACCAGAAGCAGUAAAAGAGGACAAGAGUGUCUUCAUGAACAAGGGAGAGUGGGAACUGCUCAGUGUAUUGUCCCAGUACAGAAAAUUUGUGGAAAAUGAAGAUAGUUUUGCAGAGAUGAAAUUCCAUGUAGUUAUCAAAAGAAGACCCCUAUUCUAUGCUGUAAAUUUGCUUUUGCCAAGUAUGUUUCUCAUGGUCAUGGAUAUCAUUGGAUUCUACUUGCCUCCAGACAGUGGGGAGAGAGUGUCAUUUAAGAUUACCCUCCUAUUGGGUUACUCUGUCUUCCUCAUCAUUGUAUCAGAUACAUUGCCUGCCACAGCCAUAGGAACUCCAUUAAUAGGAGUAUAUUUUGUGGUCUGCAUGGCUCUGCUUGUAAUUAGCCUGACGGAGACGAUACUAAUAGUCCGCUUGGUUCAUAAGCAAGACCUUCAGCCUCAUGUUCCUGAAUGGUUGAGAAGAUUGGUUCUAGAGAAGAUAACCGUUAUACUCUGUAUUCGUGACAAAAAGAAGUUUGCUGCUGUUCGUGUCCACAGCUCAGAUAUUUCCCAUCAGAUGGAGAACAACAGCACUGCAAAACUUGCUCAUUACAGCACAGAAUAUCCUAAGGAUUAUGAAAGAUCAGUUGGGGUGGUUGUGCCCUCAAAAGAGAAUUCUUUGGUGGUGGACAACAUCCUCCAUGAAAUUGCAUCCAUCAGACAGUACUUGGAGAAGAGAGAUCAAUGUCGUGAUAUCGCCAGAGAGUGGUUGCAGGUUGGCUAUGUCCUUGACAUUCUUCUGUUCCGGAUAUAUCUAGUAGCAGUUUUGGCAUACACAGUAACCUUGGCAACCAUGUGGUCCUACUGGCAACAGGCGUAAACCGUGACUGAUAAAUCGGCUGAGCUAAAUUAAAAGAAAAUUCUCCAGUUCAUCUACUUCUUAAAGGCCCCUCUAUUUUGUGCAACCUGAAACAGAUACUGUCUAUAGCAACAUCAGUAUCUUAGAGUUUGGUCUUUAAGAAGAAAUGUGUCUCCUCUG
Molecule: messenger RNA, 1521 nt
Organism: Xenopus laevis (African clawed frog)
Lineage: Eukaryota; Metazoa; Chordata; Amphibia; Anura; Pipidae
Gene: htr3a.S
Product: 5-hydroxytryptamine receptor 3A
Exons: 9
Coding region: 1-1362 (453 amino acids)
Source: RefSeq, a predicted model, not a curated record